AUGCCUACCGCCAAAUUCAACAGUAAAUCGCCCACCAUCAGGCGUAUUCUCCGCGAAGCCCAAGAGCUCUCCUCCGCCCCCUCCCCAGACUACACCGCGACGCCCCUCGAGACAGACCUCUUCGAGUGGCACUUCACCCUCCGCGGGCCCCCCGGCUCCCCUUAUGCCGAGGGGCUCUACCACGGCCGCAUCGCCCUGCCCCCAACCUACCCGCUGCGCCCGCCCUCCUUCCGCUUCCUGACCCCUUCGGGCCGCUUCGAGGCCAACCGCGAGAUCUGUCUCUCCAUCAGCGGCCACCACGAGGAAACAUGGCAGCCCGCCUGGGGCGUGCGCACCGCCCUCGUCGCCCUGCGCUCCUUCAUGGAGACCGAUCCCAAGGGCCAGCUCGGCGGCCUCGACACCUCCGAUGCCGUGCGCCGCCGCCUGGCUGCCGAGAGCCGAGCAUGGCGCUGUACCGGCUGCGGCGCGCGCACCAACGAGGAGAUUAUUCGCGAGUGUGAGGAGGCUGCCGCCGCUGCGGAAUCUGCCGAGGGAGCCGCCGGUGGGGCCAGUAGCAGCAGCGGUGGUGGACGCAAGGAAGUCGAGGUCCCAGCGGAGCUUAAGAUGGGCUUCCGGGACGAAAUGGAGAAGAAGGCUGCUGCUGCUGCUGCUGCUGCUGCUGCUACCGGCGCCAGCGCCAGUGGAUCGGGCGAGGAUUCUGAGAGCGCAGAGCUGGCAGAAGGGUUCGUGCAGACUGCACCGCGGGCGGGUGUCGACGUGUCGGCGGGAGCCGCGCGGCCAGGCCAGACGGUCCCACAGCCGACCAGAACCGUGCCGUUACCCGACGCGGCGCGUAACACGGGCCUGCAGCAGCAAAGGCAGGCGUUACACGACGAUGCCCAGCUGUGGAUGACGGACAGGGUGAUUGCAGCACUAGCUAUUUGUCUGGUGGCUAUGCUGCUGAAGGUGAUACUGAAAUGGGUGUGGGCCGAGUGACGCAACAGCACAAGGCAGGAAAGCAAGCCGAGUCUACCGGCGACAGGGAGCAUAUCAGCAGAGGUGCACUGGUAUUGUUUUUCUCUUCUUUCGAACUUGGGCGUUCACAAGGAAAGGGAGGCGUUGUAACAAGGCUCACGGCGUUUUCUUCUUGCGGACUGGAUUUUCACAGCAGGCACAGCAGGAUACAAAGACUGAAAUUAAGACAACAGUAGUUUGGUUGGCAGUCACUUGAACAAUUGACAAGCUUCCCCACCA
Messenger RNA from Cryphonectria parasitica EP155, 1233 nucleotides. RefSeq names its product UBC-like protein. The transcript has 3 exons. Lineage: Eukaryota; Fungi; Ascomycota; Sordariomycetes; Diaporthales; Cryphonectriaceae. Bases 1 to 975 code for a protein of 324 amino acids. The record is from RefSeq and is a predicted model, not a curated record.